CAAUGGAGCCAGUAAACAAGUGUGACUCUCAUUUCCUGACUAGUAAAAAUGAGUCUCAUGGGACUAAAGGACUGUAAAGCCCUUCUGGGCCAAAAACCUACUUACCAUCACCACAGCCUGACUCUCUUUCCAUCCAACUUUUCCUACCAACAACCCAGAUGAAACUAAGAAACUAAGGCCCAAAAAGGAUAUGCAAUAUACCCAAAUUCCCACAAAAAGUAUCUGAGGUGAAAUGUUGAACAUGUGUCAGGCUUAAUAGUCUCAAGCAGAGGCAAUAGGAGUGCAUCCAGCUGUUCACCUCUCUUCCUUAGGAGAUGACGCAAAGUGCUAUAGUUGGAUCUUGGCACAACACUGGUUUCUAUGGCCACUACAGAGGCCAAUUCAAGUACGAACUUGCUCAGGAUUACCGACUGGCAGCCAAACCCCAGCCUCCAGCAGUUUUUCUACAAAGAAUGAAGGAACCAGCAGGCUUACACUUAUUCUCUAAACAUGACAAUCGUGGUGUCUUUGACCCCGGUUUAGGGAGACGCAAAUCUUGGCAGAAGUUCAGAAGCAAACGCAGCGCUUACACUUGGCCUACUGGUGAUGAAUCCAAGCACCCCCUUGUUUCCAGUUACCAGAAGGAUUACAUGAAAGAGCCAGUAAGCUUGGAUGUUCCACUUCCUCAGCCACUAGUCCAUUAUAAUCUGAAUGGAGACUCAGAGUACCUGGAUGCAAACCGAUUACCUAGCACCACCUACCAGCAUAACUUCUGUCAUCAUAUUUUAAACCAUUUGGCAGAGAUGAAGUUUAAAAAGGAGGAUUGUGAGACCAAGGAAAAAUUAAGGACUUCCUCUUCCCCUGCCCCAAUUGCUCUCCCUGAAGCUUUGCCAGACCAACUUGGCACAGUGACUCGUAAGAAAACACCAUCCUGCCUGCGCCUCACUGUCUCUGACUGUUUACAGUGGUUGGACCCAUUAAAGAAAACAUGUUAGCCCUCAA
Messenger RNA from Monodelphis domestica (gray short-tailed opossum), 981 nucleotides. RefSeq names its product ciliary microtubule inner protein 7 (gene CIMIP7). NCBI's taxonomy places the organism in Eukaryota, Metazoa, Chordata, Mammalia, Didelphimorphia, Didelphidae. The record is from RefSeq and is a predicted model, not a curated record.